This is a messenger RNA of Columba livia (rock pigeon), 3864 nucleotides long. It is a transcript of the gene WDR44, whose product is annotated as WD repeat domain 44. Gene Ontology annotation, molecular function: protein binding. Bases 200 to 2971 code for a protein of 923 amino acids. The transcript is spliced from 20 exons. The record is from RefSeq and is a predicted model, not a curated record. NCBI's taxonomy places the organism in Eukaryota, Metazoa, Chordata, Aves, Columbiformes, Columbidae.
UAAAUGUUUUCAAAUCUGUACUUGGAAUAGCAUCAGUUUAUUAGAAAAGGGUGAUAGAAAUAUUAUUUCUAGAAGAUUCUGCUGAGAAACUUUCAGGGAUUGUAGAAACUGUGGAUCUGCGCAUUCUGGAUAGCUGAGCGCUUUAUUUGGGCGUUUUGUGUAAAGGAGUGGCAAGAGAAGUGUUCAGUUUGCUGGUCUAAUGUAUCAAGUAUACAUGUACCAUAAGGGAGGACUGUACUCUGGACUAUUUAAUUUGAAACGUACUGUCAAGGGAAUUUUUUUCUUGGAGCUCUGUCUAAGUCUGUCUUCUUUUUCAAACAGAUCACCAACAAAAGUUGGAUCCUGUGUACUAAAGGAUAUGGACAGCAAGCUACACAAAGCUGGAAAUGAAACCUUUCUGCAAGAAAUGAAACAAGAUGAUUCAAAAGAGAUCAUUGACAGUAUUAUAGAAGAAAGCCAGAAGUCACAACAAUUGGACGAUGAUUCUUUAGCUUCUAGAGAAAAAGAACUGACCGUUCCAAGUUCAGAUGCAAAUGCUUGGAUUUCUGGAGUAGGAAUCAUUAGUAGUAUUCCAGAAGUAUUAGCUGCUCAAACAUCAUUACAAGAAGACUCUAGAGAACCGGUACAUCAGAGUGUGUUUGAGGACACUGAAUUGGAGUCAGGGAAGGGUUUGUUUGCCUCUGAGCAACAGGAAACUCAUAAACUAACAGAAGUAACUAAUGCAACUGACCACAAAACGGAUGAAACAGAAGCACAGGAAGAAACAUCAAAAAAUGAGGACAUAACAGACAAGAAAGAAGCAAAUACUUUAGAACAAGUGGUUUCAGAUUUAUCUACCAAAGACCUUUCUACAGCAGAAGAAUUGCCUCCAGCAAAACCACCGAGGCAGCUUACUGUAGAACCUGAUAUAGUUGCGAGCACAAAGAAGCCUGUUCCAGCACGGCCACCACCUCCAACACAUGUUCCUCCUCCAAGACCACCACCGCCUGCAAGGCCAGCUCCACCCCCCCGGAAGAAGAAGAGUGAACUGGAUUUUGAAGUGCAAAAACCUGUUUUAGAAGUUUCUCGAGAGAACUUCACAGCUGGUGGUCUUUUAACUCCAAGCACAGUGACAGAAGGCAUACCCAAAGAUUCUCAGCCUUCUUUGGAUUUGGCGAGUGCAACUAGUGGAGAUAAAAUAGUCACUGCACAGGAAAAUGGGAAAGCAGCUGAUGGCCAGACAACAAAUGAAGUGCUUGGACCACAAAGACCCAGGUCUAAUUCUGGAAGAGAACUCACAGAUGAGGAAAUUCUAGCAAGCGUAAUGAUAAAGAACCUUGAUACAGGUGAGGAAAUACCCUUGAGUUUGGCAGAAGAAAAGUUGCCAACAGGCAUUAAUCCCCUAACUUUGCAUAUCAUGAGGAGAACUAAAGAAUACGUCAGUAAUGAUGCAGCACAGUCUGAUGAUGAAGACAAAAUGCAGACACAGCAAACUGAUUCUGAUGGAGGAAGGUUAAAACAAAAAACGACCCAGCUGAAAAAGUUCCUUGGCAAAUCUGUAAAGCGAGCAAAGCACCUUGCUGAAGAAUAUGGUGAACGUGCUGUAAACAAAGUUAAGAGUGUUCGAGAUGAAGUCUUUCAUACAGAUCAGGACGACCCCUCUUCCAGUGAUGAUGAAGGGAUGCCAUAUACAAGACCAGUUAAGUUCAAAGCAGCACAUGGCUUCAAGGGACCUUAUGAUUUUGAACAAAUUAAAGUUGUUCAGGAUCUCAGUGGAGAGCAUAUGGGUGCUGUUUGGACAAUGAAAUUCUCUCACUGCGGUCGGUUACUUGCAUCUGCAGGACAAGACAACGUAGUAAGAAUAUGGGUUUUAAAGAAUGCUUUUGACUACUUCAAUAACAUGCGAAUGAAAUACAACACAGAAGGCCGUGUCUCUCCCUCCCCAUCUCAAGAGAGUCUGAAUUCCUCGAAGUCUGACACUGAUGCAGGGAUUUGCAGUGGAGUUGAUGAAGACCCAGAUGAUAAAAAUGCCCCAUUUCGUCAACGACCAUUUUGCAAAUACAAAGGGCAUACAGCAGAUCUUCUUGAUCUUUCCUGGUCUAAAAAUUACUUCUUGCUUUCGUCUUCUAUGGACAAGACUGUCAGAUUAUGGCACAUAUCAAGAAGAGAAUGUCUCUGCUGUUUCCAGCAUAUAGACUUUGUCACCGCUAUAGCAUUCCACCCAAGGGAUGACAGGUACUUCUUAAGUGGUUCAUUGGAUGGAAAACUCCGACUCUGGAACAUUCCUGACAAAAAAGUGGCAUUAUGGAAUGAAGUAGAUGGGCAGACAAAAUUGAUUACAGCUGCCAACUUCUGUCAGAAUGGCAAAUACGCUGUCAUAGGCACAUAUGAUGGAAGAUGCAUCUUCUAUGACACAGAGCACUUGAAGUACCAUACACAAAUACAUGUGCGCUCUACCAGAGGCCGAAAUAGAGUUGGAAGAAAAAUUACUGGCAUUGAACCCUUGCCUGGAGAGAAUAAGAUACUAGUGACAUCGAAUGAUUCCAGAAUCAGGUUGUAUGACCUAAGAGAUUUGUCGUUGUCUAUGAAAUACAAAGGUUAUGUCAACAGCAGCAGCCAAAUCAAAGCCAGCUUUAGCCAUGAUUUUACCUACAUUGUAAGUGGUUCAGAAGAUAAAUACGUUUAUAUUUGGAGUACAUACCAUGACUUGAGCAAGUUUACAUCUGUAAGAAGAGACCGUAAUGAUUUCUGGGAAGGCAUUAAAGCGCACAAUGCAGUGGUCACAUCUGCGAUUUUUGCUCCCAAUCCUGGUUUGAUGGUGUCACUGGAAACUUCUGAAAAGCAAGAAGCUGAAAGUAAGGGAGAAGAUUCUGAAACAUCAGAUACCAUACCCUCUGGAGCUUUGAAGACAGAUCACACAGAAGUGCUUUUAUCGGCUGACUUUACUGGAGCAAUCAAAGUCUUCAUUAACAAAAAGAAAUGCGUAUCUUAGUUGGUUUGCAACUGACGGCAUAAAGCUAUGGCUACUCAAAUAUUGGAUCCUUGGAAAGCUGUGUCUACCUAUUAACACCUGGGCUUGUAGAACGGAGAGGAAUGUGUAAGAAUAAUCCUGCCAAACAUUAGACUCUAAACUUUCUAUGAACAGUUGUUUUGCAACGUAAUUGUGAACCUGCACAGGUUUCUGCACGAAAACGUAUUCACACAUGUGUGUGCCUUUUGGUUACGUGCACUAAUUUGACUAUAUAUCAAAAGGAUUUUAGUGGUGCUUGUGGCCACUAGAUGUCAGGGAUGGGAAUGGGAAGGGAGGGUUGGAGGUAUGGCUGGAAAAAUGCUGAAUGAUGUAGUCUAAUCUUUGCACAAAAUUCCAUUUGAGAAAGAUCUUGAAUUUGUAGUAGCUAUUGUUCAGAAUUUUAAGUUAUGCAAGUUUUUGAUGGGUCAGCAACCAUGUGUAAAUGUUUUUAUAAAUUUCUCAACUUCAGGACGUGACGUUUUUUUUGUUGUCUUUUAAUUGUUGUGGACUUUAGAUUUCUUUCUUAUAUACAAUUUUUUGCACACUGGAGCACAAUACUUGUGUAAAAAUUCUCUCAUUCCUUGUUCACGGGCACCAGGAUAUAUUCACGUUCCAGAUAAAAUUAAGCUGCAUUAGAAAGUUCUUAUAUUUUACAACUAUGUAAAAUAAACUGUUUACAUUUUUUAAGCAUUGUAGCUUAAAGUUUUAAGUUCUUCUCAUUUGUUUAGUGCCACUGAAUUUUGAAAGUCUUUGUAAAUAUUCGUAUAAAACACCUAUGAAGUAACAUUCUGGGCGUCAUAACCCAUGAAAUGUUAUUGAUGGUCAAGUGUUUCAGAGAACGGAUGUAUCAUUAAACUGGGUCACACACUUGGAAA